Molecule: messenger RNA, 4947 nt
Organism: Ostrinia furnacalis (Asian corn borer)
Lineage: Eukaryota; Metazoa; Arthropoda; Insecta; Lepidoptera; Crambidae
Exons: 27
Coding region: 1-4947 (1648 amino acids)
Biological process (GO): positive regulation of transcription by RNA polymerase II
Cellular component (GO): mediator complex
Molecular function (GO): transcription coactivator activity
Source: RefSeq, a predicted model, not a curated record
AUGAAGAACGCAAUCGUGAAGACGGAGCUGUAUGGCAUAAAAUGGCGUAAGCUGGUAUGGGGCGAGACAACCGGCGGCGGCGAUGGCGAGGAGGGCGCGGCGCCGCUCGCGGAUCCUGUCAUCAGCUCCUACGCGCGCUGCCUGGCGGGCGACAUCUUGUGCGUGUGGCGCCGCGUGCCGGCGCCGCAGCCGCCGCCCGACAACAUCUACGAGACGCCGGCGCCCGCGCCGCCGCCGCCGCUCUCGCUGCGCGCCGCCAAGGAACUCUGGAUCUUCUGGUACGGCGAGGAGCCGGACCUGAAUGGCUUGGUUGCGCCGGAGCUGAUCGCCAGCCAAGGCGAUCAGGGGUCGUGGGAGAGCGGCCUCUCUUACGAGUGCCGCUCAUUGCUGUUCAAGGCACUCCAUAACCUCAUUGAAAGAUGCCUGCUGUCCAGGGACUUCGUGAGGCUCGGAAAGUGGUUCGUGCAGCCGUACGAUGGAGACGAGGAGGAUGUCGGCAAGAGCCCGUGGCACCUGUCGUUCUCGUUCGCGUUCUUCCUGCACGGCGAGAGCACGGUGUGCGCGUCCGUGGACGUGCGCCAGCACCCGCCUGUGCGCACGCUCACCGCCAAGCGGCUGGCCAAGCUCAGCGCUUCGGAUAGCCAAGCGGACGCCAAGGUGAUCCUGGCGCCGUUCGGGCUGGAGGGCACGCUGACGGGGCGCGAGUGGAGCGACAGCGACGCCGCCACCGCGCGCCUGCUCGACGCCUGGCGCCAGCUCUACCCGCUCGAGCAGGGCUGCGGCGCUGUCGAGGUGGUUUGCGGCGCGGCUCGCAUGCGCUACCCGGCGGCGUACGCUCUGGAAACGGAUAUGCGCGCGCCGCCCGCGCCGCCCGCGCCCGCGCACGCGCUCGCCACGCGCGCGCUGCACGCGCUCACCACGCCGCGCCCGCACCAGACAGCGGAACUGUGCUACAGCACGCCGGCCGCCGAAGACUUCGUGGAGCCGACGCGGAAAGUGCCGUGUUCCUGCGCCAAUUUACGUAAACGAGACGACGAACGAUGGCUCACUUUCACACGAGACGAAGGAUCGAUAAACAGAGGUCCUCAUUAUACGCAACUAGGUGACCGCGGGACUCAGAAAAUUGACGGGGGCGGCUGCAACUCGAGCUCGGGCUCGGUGCGCGGCGAGGGCGCGUGCGGGCGCGGCGCCGGCGCCGGCUCGCCCGCCAGCUGCGGCGCCGCNGGCCCCUUGGGCGGCUGCAACUCGAGCUCGGGCUCGGUGCGCGGCGAGGGCGCGUGCGGGCGCGGCGCCGGCGCCGGCUCGCCCGCCAGCUGCGGCGCCGCNUUGCGGGAAAAAGGCAAUCUUCCCGCUUACAGUUUUAUGCUUUGGUCUACCCUACGAAAAAUAAUUAAAAAAAUUAGUCACCCCCGGGAAAGCGGGAAAAUGAUGACCCAUACNUCCGCGCCGCCCUCCGCCGGCCCGCCGCCGCCCAGCCCGCACCACCAUCAUCACCACCAGAGCGGUAACGCGAUGCCUACGACGCUGCAUACGCCGGCGCCUACGCCCGACCCGCACGCGCCGCCCACGCCCGCGCCGCCCUCCGCGCCGCCGCCCAAGCAGGAGUCUCCAUCAGCUGGCACCUGCGUGCCUCACACAGGCGGCGGCGAGUGCGCGGCCGAGCUGUCGCGGCGGCCGGCGCUGGCCUCGCCCUCGCGCCGCCUCGACCCCGCCGAGGACGAGCACUCGCUUGCUCCCACAGUCACUCCCGGCGCUGCCUCGCCCUCGCGCCGCCUCGACCCCGCCGAGGACGAGCACUCGCUGCACAUGCUCUACGACUACAGCACCGUGCUCGCCUGGUCAGUGCUCCCACAGUCACUCCCGGCGCUGCCUCGCCCUCGCGCCGCCUCGACCCCGCCGAGGACGAGCACUCGCUGCACAUGCUCUACGACUACAGCACCGUGCUCGCCUGGUCAGUGCUCCCACAGUCACUCCCGGCGCUGCCUCGCCCUCGCGCCGCCUCGACCCCGCCGAGGACGAGCACUCGCUGCACAUGCUCUACGACUACAGCACCGUGCUCGCCUGGUCAGUGCUCCCACAGUCACUCCCGGCGCUGCCUCGCCCUCGCGCCGCCUCGACCCCGCCGAGGACGAGCACUCGCUGCACAUGCUCUACGACUACAGCACCGUGCUCGCCUGGUCAGUGCUCCCACAGUCACUCCCGGCGCUGCCUCGCCCUCGCGCCGCCUCGACCCCGCCGAGGACGAGCACUCGCUGCACAUGCUCUACGACUACAGCACCGUGCUCGCCUGGUCAGUGCUCCCACAGUCACUCCCGGCGCUGCCUCGCCCUCGCGCCGCCUCGACCCCGCCGAGGACGAGCACUCGCUGCACAUGCUCUACGACUACAGCACCGUGCUCGCCUGGUCAGUGCUCCCACAGUCACUCCCGGCGCUGCCUCGCCCUCGCGCCGCCUCGACCCCGCCGAGGACGAGCACUCGCUGCACAUGCUCUACGACUACAGCACCGUGCUCGCCUGGUCAGUGCUCCCACAGUCACUCCCGGCGCUGCCUCGCCCUCGCGCCGCCUCGACCCCGCCGAGGACGAGCACUCGCUGCACAUGCUCUACGACUACAGCACCGUGCUCGCCUGGUCAGUGCUCCCACAGUCACUCCCGGCGCUGCCUCGCCCUCGCGCCGCCUCGACCCCGCCGAGGACGAGCACUCGCUGCACAUGCUCUACGACUACAGCACCGUGCUCGCCUGGUCAGUGCUCCCACAGUCACUCCCGGCGCUGCCUCGCCCUCGCGCCGCCUCGACCCCGCCGAGGACGAGCACUCGCUGCACAUGCUCUACGACUACAGCACCGUGCUCGCCUGGUUGGACCACCCAGUGAAGCGGUUCAAGACGGAGACGCCGCUAUUCCGCGAGGAGCUGGCGCUGGGCGCAGCGCUGGGAGCUGACCUGUACGCCGGGCACGACCACACCAGCAUGGCCGCCAUGCCCGCGCCGAUCGACGUCAAGCAGGAGAAGGUGGACCACGAGGACGUAAAAGAGUACAAGAACCUUUUCACGUCGGACGGACUGUGUCCCACGCUCAAGGACCUGGAGCAAAUCUUCGACAACUCCGACGACGCCAACAGCGGCGAUGAGACGGUAAGACUUCUGCAAGUACAAACGCCGCCGGACUCCAACAAGUCGGCGGAGGAGUCGCGCUGCGCCGGCGGGCGCUGCGUGCGCGCCGAGGAGCUCAGCAAGAUGUUCCCCACGCCGCCCAGCAUGGAGGCGCACGCGCAGCCCUCGCCCGGCUUCACGCUGCCCGACGACGCGCCCGCGCCGCACCAGCCCGGCGGCAGCCCGCCGCCCGACCCCAUCGAGGACUGGUCGUACGUGUUCAAGCCGCCGACGCUGUACAAGUACGUGGGCUCGUCGAAGUACGCGCCGCUGACGCAGCUGCCCAGCCAGCUGCUGCCGCCGCUCACGCUGCCGCCCAAUGCUGUGUACCGCCCGCGCGCCGAGCGCCGCGCCGACGCCGAGCGGGCGGGCGUAAAACGCAGCGCGUCACCAUCAAGCGAGUCGCGGGAAUCGAACCGAGGGCGUCGCGGCUCGGGCAGCGCGACGCCAGCGGCGGCGGGCGCGGCCGGCCCGGGCGUGGCGGCGUCGCCCGCGCCCGCGCCCUCGGNCGGCGCCGCCUCCGCCCUCGCGCGCGCCGCCCAGCGCGCCGCGCAGCCGCCGCCGCCCGACGAGCUGCGCCUCAACCUGCUCGAAUACUCUGACGGCGGUGUGGCGGCGGCGCGAGCGCUACGGGCGGCGGGUGGCGGCUCAGGCGCGGCGGGCGCGGUGCACCGCUGGCCCUUCAUCGGUGCGCGCGCGCCGCGCUCGUCGAGAGACGUCGUGAGAUUGAUGCGACGCCUCCGGCCGCUGCUCCAAGACGCGAUCCAGAAGCGGUGCUGCGGCGCGCGCAUGUGGGACGGCGUGACGGGCCCGCUCACGUGGCGCCAGUUCCACCGCCUGGCCGGCCGCGGCAACGAGGACCUGUGCGAGCCGCAGCCCGUGCCGCCGCUGCUGGUGGGCCACGAGCGCGACUGGGUGUCGCUGUCGCCGUACGCGCUGCGGCACUGGGAGCGGCUGGCGCUGGAGCCGUACGCGUACGCGCGCGACGUGCAGUACGUCGUGCUGUGCGCCGACCCCGACGCGCUCGCCGAGCCCGCGCGCGCCUUCUUCCGCGACCUGGCCGCCGCCUACGAGGCUUGUCGUCUAGGCCGGCACCGGCCGCUCUCCCGCGUGGCUCGCGACGGCAUCUACCGAGCGGCGCCGGACCGCGACCGCGAGCGCACCGACGACUGGCUCGGCGACACGCCUCCCGGCCGCCUCGGCGACUACUUACGAGCGUACGCCGACGCGCUACGAACAACACUACUCCCUCUACUGGCUUCUGUCAACCUCACGCCAGCGGCACCAGCGCCGCGCCCGCCCGCGUCCGACCAAACCACGCCCACCGCUACGGACGAAGAAUCCAACGCAGCGUCCGCUACGGGAUGCGUCAACUCCUUCGAGGAGGACGAGAGCGGGCCGCCGGCGCUAGUGUUGUAUUUAGUGGAGCCGCCGGCGUCGCACGCGCAUAGGCCCGCUGCAUUGCACGCGUUAUUGAGGCUAGCGGCGCGGGCGCAUCACCAUCUGGCGCACCAUAACCCACUAAUCAAGAUCAUCUCCCUAGAAGGCAUCUGCGAAGCGUGGGGUAUGGGCGCGGGCGCGGCGGGCGAGGGGACCGCGGGCGCGGGGGGCGGGGCUGAAGCGCGCGCGCUGGCCUUCAGCGUGUUCAGCGGCGCGCGCCGGCUGCUGGCGCACACGCCCAACGGCAAGUCGCUCACCGGCUUCGGGACCGCGGCCGACGCCAACCUCUUCCUAGGGAAUAAGGACGUGAGUUCGACACCGGGCUCCCUAUCCCAGUUCCAGCACUCCUCGUGGUAA